Molecule: messenger RNA, 1347 nt
Organism: Pomacea canaliculata
Lineage: Eukaryota; Metazoa; Mollusca; Gastropoda; Architaenioglossa; Ampullariidae
Product: protein rolling stone-like
Exons: 4
Coding region: 292-1134 (280 amino acids)
Cellular component (GO): membrane
Source: RefSeq, a predicted model, not a curated record
AGUCGCAAACAAAAUGUUGGCCCUAUUUUCUCGAGUCUGUUUUAUACCUGGAACUUCACAGGCAGAUGUCAUACCUCACUAAAAUGAAUAUUCGUCAUUAUAUUGUUAUAAUCUCAUCCAGUGAGGAGAUUACUCAGAGGAGAUUCUAAAGUAGUGGAGGUUGAUUUUUGAUGUCUAAUAUUGAGCAGGCAAUGUAAGAAAGAAUAAAGGAGGGAAGUCUAAUGAAGUCUAACUCUAAAUGUUUUUGCUGAAGAACAUUUGUUGAUAUUCAAAACCUCAACAGUAGCGGAGAUGGAGAGGAGCAAAAAUAAAGAAAGAUUUUCAGUCGGUGACACCAGCAUCAAAGCAGAGUUUAAGUUUAAAAUGUUCGGAUUCAGCUACCAUCUACCUCAUCUGUUAGCAACGAACCAGUGGGGUAUCUCACCGACCGGGUACGUGCAAUGGAGGCUGGUCUGGGCGUUCUACCACGUGUUCUGUUUUUUGUAUUUGGUGCUUGAUAAAGCUGUGAUAAAUCCACCGAUGCCACUGGUGUGGUUUUUCUACCUGAGCAUCUGGGGUUACCUGCUUCUUACCCUCAACACAAUAGUUCAGGCAGCCGUCGCCACUUACACCGUCUUCAGCGAACACCCGGACGACGGGGGAACACCUUGCUACCUGAAGUUUGCGUGGCUGCUGUACACCGUAUCCACAGAACUCUCAUUAGAAGUGACGAUUCUUUAUCUGUCUUGUGGUUGUAAUGGUAAAAUCUCGUUGCCCUCCGCGCUCGUUCAUGUGGCCACCUCCGUCUACGUCCUCAUCGACAUGGCCAUCACGGCAACGCCCAUACGCUUGCUGCACUUCAUCUACCCGGUGGGGCUGAAGUGCCUGUAUAUCAUGGCAAGUGCCAUGUUCCUGGCAGCAGAGGGCACGAACGAGAGAGAUGAGAAAUUCGCUUACUCCCCGUUUGACUGGGUCUACGACCGCGGCUGCUUGAAGCUGGCUCUGGCUUGGACACUAGGUGGCUCCCCUGUCCUCCAUUUUCUCGUGUGGACUCUCUCUUUAUUUAGAAAAUGGGUGCACGACAGAAUAAGCAACCUUGGCACAGUUAACGCCUCUGUGGAGAGAUCCAUUAAAAGCAAGAAUGUUCAUGGAUGAAAGUUGUCCACUCAAAUAGCUUCGUGGAUUGGUCUCAUAUUGGUCAAUUCCUUGGCGCCAGUUACAUAAGGUCUGUUUGUAAUCCAGAUAUAAGCAAUAGUGAAUCUUCUUAAUACUUGCUGACUUACUCUGGUGAUUUCACAAAGAAAUACAUUUUUUUUAAAUUUUCGGAUAAUUAUCUCCUUUAAUAAAUAAAUAAACACCACGAUUCAG